AUGUCCGACGAUGAAGAAGAGCUCGUCGAUCUGCCGGACUUUGCCAACGCGGCCAACCGCGCGCUCUACGCCGAUCUCAAGGACGCGGAGCGGGCGCUCGCUGCGACCGAGGAGGAGCUGGCCGAGACGGGCGAGCGAGUGUCUGUGAUGGAGGGUCACCUUGGCUCGGUGGUGGCGGAGCGGCAGAACACGCAGCGGCUGGUGGAUGCCAAGGCAAAGGAGGUCGAGACCGAAGACCACCUCAAGCAGCUCGCCGAUAGGGAGCUCGGCCGCUUCAGCUCGGAGCUCUCAAAGCUGCAGCGCGAGUGGUGGCAGGAGGCGGCGGUGGCGGAGCGGCAGGCGGAGCUGGAGGCGGAGGUGACCAAGACGUCGGUGCAGCAAGUCGAGCUCGACCGCACCGCCGACGACUACCGCGCGCUGCAGCGCGAGCGGCGCGGCCUUCUCCUCCAGAGCCGCUCCGGCGCGACAGCCUCGCCUCACCCCUCCCCCCCCCCCCCCCGCCCCGCGGCGGCCGCGGAGAGGGACAGGCGGCGCGCGCAGAUCCGAGGCGCGGAGGAGAGCCUCGAGGAGCGCCGGGCGGCGCUCGAGGCUGCAAAGGCCAAGCUAGCGGCGGCGGAGGAGGCUGCGAGCCGCUCGAGCGACAACCUCGGCUCGCUCGAGGCGCCCCGGGCCUUCCUAGACCCUCCCUCGCCCUGCCCAGACCCUCCCUCGCCCUGCCCAGCGGCCUCCAGGCAGAUGGACGAGCUCCACGCCCGGGAGGGGGCGCGGCUCAAGGAGCGCGCAAAGGCGGCUGGCGCGCUGCGGGAGGCGCUGUACGCGGAGACGGCGCGGCUCCAAGCGGCGAGGCAGGAGGUGCUCUACACCGCCGACUUCCAGCUGCAGCUCAUGCAGCGGAAGGUUGCGCGCGCCACCGGCGUCCGCUCCGCAGAGGAGCAGACCGAGCUCAAGUCCCAGAUCGCUACGCUGCAGAGGCAGCUCGAGCAGCAGGGCGCGACGGCGCGCAUGCUCAGCGAGCAGGAGAAGCGGCUGUCCAACGAGCUGAAGCGCGCGCGGAGGCGGGAGGAGGAGGUGACGACGGAAGAGGCGCGGCUGCGGGCGGCGAUCGACGCGGUCGAGGUCGACAACACGCUCGCGCAGAAGCAGAUCAAGAAGGAGGCGCAGCAGCGGCAGGAGGCGACGGUGGCGGCCGACCUGCUGCGGCUCGAGGUCAAGAAGCUGCGCGAGGCGCUGCACGGCCGGACGGACGGCGUCUUCGGGCUCGAGAACCGCAAGAGCCAGCUGCAGCUCUCGAUGGCGGAGCGGCAGGAGGAGAUCAAGGUGCACACCGACGUGCUGCGCGCGCAGCUCAAGGCGGCGGAGGACGAGCGCUCCCGCGCCAAGAAGGCGCGCGCCGCCGGUCGCAGGCUCGGCUCGAUCUCGGCUGGCUCGAGAGCACCUUCCCGCACCGGCCCGCCCCCCUCACAGGCGCUGACGGAGCGGCUGCUGCGUGUCGACCGGCUCUCGGCCAAGAGCGCCAACCUCGAGGGCAAGCCCGGCGCCAUAGAUGCCAGACUGUCCACGCCGGCUCUCGCACACACGGCUGCGUCGAGGCUGGCGCCACCGUGUGCGCUGCGCCAUCUCGUCGACAAGAAUGCUGCGUACAAGGCGGCGCUCGCGCCCGCAGGCCCGCGCACGCCUCUCGCGGAGCAGCGCGCGCUGCUCGAGGAGCAGCACCGCGCUGCGCUCGCGCGGUGCCGCGCGCACAAGGUGCAGCAGUCCGAGGUGGAGGAGGAGAUCGGUCAGAUGGGAGUGACGCUCGACGAGCUCGCCGACGUGAGCGGCGCGCAGAGGCAGCACUACGAGCGGCUCGCCGACGCGUCGCGCUCGAUCGGCGCCACCCUACAGGAGCGCCGCGGCGAGCUGCAGAGGGUAGCCAGCGAGCUGUCGUCGCUGCUCGACGCGCACCGCGAGAGCGCGGCGGCCUCGGGCGUGCAGGGCGCCACCGCACUAGAGCGCGAGGCGGCGCUGUCCGAGCGGCUCGUCGCCAACCGCACCACCCUCGAGCGGCUCGCGGCCCUCUCGGCGGAGGACGCCUCAUUUGGCCCCGCGCUGGAGUCGCUGUGCGCACAGGCUGGCGUCCCGCCCCCGGACGCGCUGCCCGGAGACGAGUGAGCGGCGCAAGUAAAGCGCGCGGCAGUGAGCACGAUUGGAUUUUAUAAUCAGAUAUUCCCAUCUAUAAAC
Emiliania huxleyi CCMP1516 is the source of this 2220-nucleotide messenger RNA. RefSeq lists its product as hypothetical. The transcript has 11 exons. The record is from RefSeq and is a predicted model, not a curated record. Bases 1 to 2151 code for a protein of 716 amino acids. Gene Ontology annotation, biological process: inner dynein arm assembly; cilium-dependent cell motility; cilium movement. Lineage: Eukaryota; Haptophyta; Isochrysidales; Noelaerhabdaceae. Gene Ontology annotation, cellular component: axoneme.